AUGGAAGACUCCAGUGAACUCCCAUCAAAACCACCAUCCAUACCAGAGGAGCUAUGCAGGAAUGAAGAGCUUCAACAUGCCACCCUCAACGUCCGCCGCUCAAAUUCCACGUCUUCUAGCAUCCGGAGUCGUCGAAUUUCAUCGGCCAUCGUUAGCAGAGAAAUGAUUGUGGGUCCAGCGGCGAUGCCGCCGAAACCGCCACAAGAACAGCUGGAUAAGAUGUUCGAUGAUGUUCUGAAACACAUGGAUCUACCCGUUGAUAAGCUCCGAAUACUCCGUGGCUAUGAUAAUGAUAAGAAAUGGAAGCUAAUCGUCGACCAGCAAGUGGCAAAGCAGGUCACACCACCAGCCAAGUAUCUCGAGAAGCUCUCCUACUUUUUGGACAAGAAAAUGCUCAAAAAAGCGCUGAAAAACAAGGAAAUCCAGACGGAUGAGACGUCGACGAGUGUUUUGAGACAUAUUGAGAUCAGUUUGAGGACCAACAGUGUGGACUGGGUCUUCGAAUUCCUGAACACCUCAAAUUUGGGACUUCGAAAGCUGGUGGACUACAUGAGAACCCUCCUAGCCGAUUGUGCUCCAUCGGUCCCAUCCACGUCAUCUGGAUUCCCAAUUCUUCAUAAUCACAGCAUGAAUAAUACAUCAGUGUCUUCUGGUGGACCCAACAAUAACUCUCUUCAAGAAUCCUCACCAUCCCAUAAUUCGUCUUCUGACGUUAAUAAUUCUUCGCUAGCGAAUAGCUCGAAUUUCAGCAACAGUUUCGACUCGUCAGCAGCCAAUUUGUUGAAAAAAGGACCACUAACGAUUUCGAAGGGAAAAGUUGGCAAAAGCAUGGGCGAAGCGGAAGACGACAUCCAUAUUUGUAUGAUGUGUCUCAGGGCGAUAAUGAAUAAUAAGCAGGGAUUUCAACAAGUUUUCGCCGACACCGAAGCGAUUUAUUGUAUCGUACGCAGUAUAUUGCAUCAGAAUUUGAGAACCAAAACCCUCGUAAUCCAAAUGCUCUCCUCAAUUUGUAUGGUCCAGGGUGGCCAGGAGAUCGUCUCCGACGGCUUCGAUCGUUUUGAAAAAGACUUCCGGGAACCCCGACGCUUCUGGACCCUGAUUCAAUUCGUUCGGAAUCCUCCAGAAUUCCACGUGGAAUUCCUCUCUUCAGCUGUCCAAUUCUUCGACUACUUCGUGAAUAAUGUGGAUGAUUUGAACUUCCGAGUCCAUCUACAGUAUGAAAUGACACUACUCGGCCUGGAUAAGUACAUAGAGCUGAUGGCUGACUGUGAAUCCGAUGAGCUACAGGAACGGAUGAUAUCGUAUCAGAACUCGGCGAUGGACGUCGCACAGCUUCUAGAAGAUUCCAAUCAGAAGACAGAGUUGAUUGAGGAGAAGGAGCAGUUGAAGCAGAGGCUGUCGCAGGCCAACGAACGUGUGCAAGAAGUGGAAGCGAAGUGGAUAACAGACAAAGCGGCACUGGAUCGACGUCUUCUGGAUCUGGUGAUGGAGCGAGAUCGAAUGGAGAAGGAGCACGUCGAACAGAAGGGAACAUGGACGAAAACGAUGAAUGAGAAGGAUCGACAGGCGAGAGAGGAGAGGAAGAGGUUGGAACAGAAGAUAGGGGAGUUGGAAGCGAUUCAGAAGCAAAUGCAAGCCGGUCUCCAAGUCCAACAGGCCGCCGCAGCAGCAGCCGCCCAGAAAUCUCCUCCGACGCCUCCUCCACCAGCUCCAGGACCCCAUAAAGAGCAACGGAGAUCCACUUCAAAGGAUCCGCGACCAGCACCACCACCAGUGUCUUCUAUCCCACCACCACCUCCAAUAGCCGGCUUGAUAUCAUCAAACGGCUCAAAUGUCCCAAUUCCACCACCUCCACCUCCUCCGAUGAUGAUGAUGGGUGGAGGAGGACCUCCCCCACCUCCACCACCACCUCCGGGCCUCGGAAUGGGACCACCACCACCUCCACCGCCCCCUGGAAUGAUGGGAAUGAUGGGACCCGCAUCCAACGACGUGAAGACUAUCAAAAAGAUCUAUCAGACCAAGAACAAGCUUCCCCAGUUGAAUUGGGCCGCAAUGAAGCCAAUGCAAGCCAAGAAUACUGUAUUUGAGAAGCUCAACGAUGAGUUGAUCAUUGAGAAAAUUGAUUUUUCAAAGCUAGAAGAGAUGUUCAAGAUGACAACAACAACUACCAACACUCUUGGAGAGCCAAAAGAGCAGGCCAUCGGACAAGUGAGCCCGGGAAGUGUCACGUCGGGAGGAGGGGGCGUGGCUUCGGCGAGGAAGAAUACGCUGUUGGAUGCGAAGAGGUUUCAGAAUGUUGCGAUCACCCGUCGAAAAGUGGCGAUGGAUGCGAAGACGAUAAUGGCAGCCGUCCAUCAGCUGGACCUGCAGUCACUGCCAGCCGAAAAAGUGGACAUUCUGUCUAGAAUCCUUCCGACAGACGAUGAGAGGAAGCUCUACAGAGAAAAGAAGGAGAAUAGCAAGGAAAACGAGACGAAUCCAAUGGAUUUGCUCUCAGAAGAGGAUAAUUUCGUGGCGGCUCUAUGUGAAAUCGAACGGCUGGAGCAUAAGCUAUCAGUGAUGAGAAUAAUGUCGGAAUUCGAUGAAUCCGCGGCUCUCCUGGAACCCCAAUUGACACAUGUAACAGCUGCAUCGAAGUGUGCACGAGAAGCGGAGACGUUCCACGGUGUUCUAGAAGUAAUCCUGGCUUUCGGAAACUAUAUGAAUAGUGGAAAAAGGGGCGGAGCCUAUGGAUUCAAGCUAUCGUCGCUGGAUUCGCUAGCGAUUCUCAAGUCGCAAACUGAUAAGAGUUUGACACUGUUGCAUAUGAUUGUGGCGGAGAUUGAGACACAUUUGUCGCAUUUGAAGACAUUUGCUGAUCAACUGAAAUUCGUUGAGAAAGCCACCCAUGUCCAAUGGGACUCCAUCUCCUCGGACAUGAAAGAUUUGGAACAAGGAUUCAAAAUGGCUGAAAAAGAGCAAUCGCUGAAAGGAGCCGACUGCCCUGAAACCCUCCAAGAAUUCCUAGAAACUCGGAAACAAAAAAUGACGGAUCUUGAGCAAUCCUUCCAAUUGGCCAAAUCAUCGUUCAAGGAUUGCUGCGAAUUCUACGGGGAGAACGAAAAAACCACUCCUCCCAACAUCUUCUUCCAGAAGUUGGCUCACUUCGUCGCCAAUUAUAAUAAGUGUCGACAGGAGAAUGAGGCGAAGGCCGCUGCUGAGAAGCGCCAAAAAGAGGAACAAGAACGUCGUGCUCGUGUGGCUAGCUCCAAAUCGUCAGUCUCAUCGGAACAAGAUCAGCUAAUGAUGGAAUUGGCUGAAAAAGUGGGAGGUCUUGGUGCCGGAAGACGACAACGCGCGAAAAUCGAUAGUACGCGGAUGGAUCAUGGAGAUUUUGAGAAAUUGAUGAAUGGACUAAAACACACUGGUGGCACGACUCCGAACCGCCGAAAAAUGUCAAAAUCACCGUCGCCGGCGCCACGAAGCUCCGCCCCUCCACCAGUAGCACCUAAGACCCGAGUGGUCUCUGUGGAAAGGGAUCGACAAUAA
Messenger RNA from Caenorhabditis briggsae, 3528 nucleotides. It is a transcript of the gene Cbr-frl-1, whose product is annotated as Protein CBR-FRL-1. Gene Ontology annotation, molecular function: small GTPase binding; actin filament binding. The transcript has 11 exons. Gene Ontology annotation, biological process: cell migration; regulation of cell shape; cortical actin cytoskeleton organization. Lineage: Eukaryota; Metazoa; Nematoda; Chromadorea; Rhabditida; Rhabditidae. Bases 1 to 3528 code for a protein of 1175 amino acids. The record is from RefSeq and is a predicted model, not a curated record. Gene Ontology annotation, cellular component: cytosol.